AGGCGCCAUCGGCGGCGCGUCGGCGGGCGGCGCGCUCUCGUCCGGCGGCUCGUCCUUCCUGGGCUCCUCGGCCGCAGGCUCCGUCACCUCCGCGGCCCCUCCCGCGCGGCGCGGCGGCUCGUCGGCGCUCGGCUCCAUGACCAUGAUGUUCGAGAAGUUCAACGAGAAGGCCAUCAAGUCCGUGAUGAUGGCCUCCGACGAGUCGCGGCGGCUCGGGCACGACUUUGUCAGCACCGAGAUGCUCUUCGUCGGGAUCGUGGCCGAGAACACAGGCGUGUCCGCGAGGGCGAUGAAGAAGCUGGGCAUCUCCGUGAAGGACGCGCGGAAGGCCACCGAGGAGCUGCUCGGCCGCGGCAGCGGGAAGGUCUCGUCCGACAUUCCCUUCACGAAGGCAGCGAAACAGCGCCUGGCCAACAGCAUCCAGGAGGCCAAGAAGCUGGGUUCGACAACAGUGGACCCCGCGCACAUCUUGAUUGCGAUGUUCAAAGAGAAGGACGACGGUCUGACUAAGCUGACCGAGCAGCUGGGCGUGGACCCUGCGAAGGUCCUGGAGGAGGUCACCAAGGAGCUGCAGGAGCUCAUGGAGGCCGCCGAGGGCAGCGCCGGCGGCUCCGUCGCGGGCGCCCUGGCGGACAAGAAGAAGGCCGGCUCGGCCCUGGCGGAGUUCGGCCGCGACCUUACGGCCAUGGCCGCCGACGGCGAGAUGGACCCGCUGGUGGGCCGCGAGGAGGAGAUCGAGCGCGCGAUCCAGAUCCUGGCGAGGCGCCAGAAGAACAACCCGGUGCUGAUCGGCGAGCCCGGGGUGGGCAAGUCCGCCAUCGCGGAGGGCCUGGCCCUGAGGAUCGCCGAGGGCAACGUGCCCCAGAUGCUCGAGGACAAGCGGGUCAUCGAGCUGGACCUGGGCACCCUGCUGUCCGGCACCAAGUACCGCGGCGAGUUCGAGGAGCGCCUGAAGAACAUCAUCCAGGAGGUCAGGUCUUCAGGCAACGUCAUCCUGAUGAUCGACGAGAUCCACACGCUCGUGGGCGCCGGCGGCGACGGGGGAGGCGGCGCCAUGGACGCCGCCAACAUCCUCAAGCCGGCGAUGGCCCGCGGGGACGUGCAGAUCAUGGGCGCGACCACCGUCGAGGAGUACAGGAAGUACGUGGAGAAGGACAAAGCCCUCGAGAGGCGCUUCCAGCCGAUCUCUGUGCCAGAGCCCACCGUGGAGCAGACGAUCCAGAUCCUGCGCGGCCUGGCGCGCAAGUACGAGGCGCACCACAAGCUGCGGUUCGCCGACGAGGCGCUGGAGGCGUGCGUGAAGCUGUCCUCGCAGUACGUCCAGAACCGCUUCCUGCCAGACAAGGCCAUCGACGUCCUGGACGAGACGGGGGCGCGGGUGCAGCUCCGGCAGCUCGCCAAGAUGCCGGAGGCCGCCUUGGAGGCGCGCGGCAAGAUCCGGGAGGUGCAGGACUGGGAGAAGGAGAAGGCCGUGAGGUUGCAGGACUACGCCGCGGCUGCGAAGCUGAGGGACUCCGAGGAGCAGAUGCAGAAGGAGCUGCUGGCCCUGCUGAAGGCCGGGGGCGCCGGCGCCGCGGCGGGCGCGGAGGCGGCAGAGGGCGCCGAGCCGGCGGCGGAGGGCGAGCAGGCUGACGCCGCCGCGGAGCCGGCCGAGGAGGUGGACUGGGACCAGGUCCUGGCGGUGCCGGUCGUCACCGAGGACGACGUGGCCAAGGUGGUGUCCGUGUGGACCGGCGUGCCCGUCGAGAAGGUCUCGUCCGACGAGUCGCAGCGCCUGGUUGCUCUGGAGGAGACCCUGCACAACCGCGUCAUCGGCCAGGAGGAGGCGGUGGUCGCCAUCUCCAAGGCGGUGCGCCGGCCACGCGCUGGGUGCAGAACCCGAACGGCC
This is a messenger RNA of Prorocentrum cordatum, 1888 nucleotides long. The record is from the annotation of a GenBank genome assembly. NCBI's taxonomy places the organism in Eukaryota, Dinophyceae, Prorocentrales, Prorocentraceae.